Zootoca vivipara (common lizard) is the source of this 12122-nucleotide messenger RNA. RefSeq names its product general transcription factor IIIC subunit 4 (gene GTF3C4). Gene Ontology annotation, biological process: transcription initiation at RNA polymerase III promoter. Gene Ontology annotation, cellular component: transcription factor TFIIIC complex. Gene Ontology annotation, molecular function: histone acetyltransferase activity; protein binding. The record is from RefSeq and is a predicted model, not a curated record. Lineage: Eukaryota; Metazoa; Chordata; Lepidosauria; Squamata; Lacertidae.
GAGGGUCGCGCGGCCUCUAAGGCGGCGACAAGAUGGCUGCGGCUGCGGCGGCUGAGGGAAACUCAGCGGUGGAGCCGGCAGAGUCGCCGCUGACGGAGGGGAACGACGACGAGGAGGCCGGUCCGCCUCAAGAAGAGGAGGAGGAGGAGGAAGACGACGAGUCGGCGGCGGGACCGAGCAGCGGCAGCGCGGGGUUCCGCUUGACGGCGGUGCGCCGUGAGCCGGCAGUGCGGCUGCAGCACAGCGUGAGCGGUGUGGAGCCGCUGGCUUGGUCCGAGGACCACCGCGUGUCGGUCUGCACAGCCCGCAGCAUCGCCGUCCUGGAGCUGCUCAGCGACGUCCAAGGCGGCGGCGGAGGAGGUGGAAGCAGCGGCGCUGACCUCGUCAUCCACCGCACGGCCGUGCCGGCCCCCUCCGCCGCCUGUCACCUCAAGGUUGGUUCCAAAAAUGAAGUUGCUGAAUGUAAGGAAAAGUUUGCCAGUUCUAAGGAUCCAACCAUGAGCCAGACAUUAAUGUUGGACAGGGUGUUCAACCCCGAAGGGAAGUCGCUGCCGUCCAUGCGAGGCUUCAGAUACUCCAGUUGGUCUCCACUGGGCUGUGAUGCAAACAGCAGGUGCCUCCUGGCAGCAUUAACCAUGGACAACAGGUUGACCAUCCACGCUAACCUUGACAGACUUCAAUGGGUGCAGUUGGUUGACUUGACUGAGCUCUAUGGAGAGCGCCUGUUUGAGAAUGGCUACCGGCUUUGUAAGGGUGAGGGUCCCAGGGUGGAUUUAGGGGACUUCUCCGAAUUCCAGAGAAGGCACAGCAUGCAGACCCUGGUGCGCAUGGAAUGGUCUGGAAUCUGCACCACCCAACAGGUGAAGCAUAAUAAUGAGUGUCGGGAUGUGGGCAGCGUGCUGCUAGCCGGAAUCUUUGACAAUGGCAAUAUCGCCAUCUGGCAGUUCCAGCUCCCAUUUGUGGGCAAGGAAUCAAUCACAUCUUGCAAUACUAUUGAGUCAGGAAUCACUUCCCCCAGCGUAUUGUCAUGGUGGGAAUAUGAGCACAAUAAUAGGAAGAUGAGUGGUCUCAUUGUUGGGAGUGCUUUUGGACCCGUUAAAAUCCUCCCCGUCAACCUUAAAGCAGUCAAGGGCUAUUUCACCCUCAGGCAACCAGUGAUUUUGUGGCAAGAGAUGGACCAGUUGCCUGUACACAGCAUCAAGAGCAUUCCUCUCUACCACCCAUAUCAGAAAUGCAGCUGUAGCUUAGUGGUGGCCGCAAGAGGAUGCUAUGUGUUCUGGUGUCUUCUUUUGAUCUCCAAAGCAGGUUUAAAUGUCCAUAAUUCACAUGUUACAGGGCUCCACUCUCUCCCAAUCAUUUCCAUGACAGCAGACAAACAGAAUGGGACUGUCUACACAUGCUCUAUUGACGGGAAGGUCAGGCAGCUGAUUCCCAUCUUCACGGAUGUUGCAUUGAAAUUUGAGCACCAGCUGAUAAAGUUGUCUGAAGUGUUUGGCUCUGUGCGGACUCAUGGGAUUGCAGUGAGCCCGUGUGGAGUGUACCUGGCGGUAGUGACCACAGAAGGCAUGACCAGUGGCCUCCACCCUAUCACCAAGAACUACCAGGUCCAGUUUGUGACCCUUAAAACAUUUGAGGAGGCAGCAGCUCAGCUGCUAGAAUCAUCUGUCCAAAACCUUUUCAGGCAGGUUGACCUCACAGAUCUUGUCCGCUGGAAGAUCUUGAAAGAUAAGCACAUUCCACGAUUCCUACAGGAAGCCUUGGAGAAAAAGAUUGAGAGCUUUGGGUCCACAUAUUUUUGGCGCUUUAAACUGUUUCUCUUGAGGAUUUUGUACCAGUCACUGCAGAAGGCUCCCUCUGAGGCCCUGUGGAAGCCAACCCAUGAGGACACAAAAGUCUUAAUAGCACAUUCCCCUGGGAUGGGCAGCAGCGAAGAGCAGCAACAAGACAAAGGCACUUCAAAACAGGGCAGCAAGCAGAAUCCAAGCGACAUAAUCCGAGGAGCAGAUGUGGAUGAUCAAGCAGAUGACUCUCUUGUCUACUCCAGUGACAUAGGAGGACGGGAGCCAAUGGAAGAUAAGCUUCUUGAAAUCCAAGCUCAGAUUGAAGCAGUGGAAAUGCAUUUGACACGGGAACAUAUGAAGCAAGUGUUGGGGGAAGUCUACCUGCACACAUGGAUUACGGAGAACACCAGCAUUCCCACGAGGGGAGUCUGCGACUUCUUAAUGUCUGAUGAAAGUUAUGAUGACAGGACAGCACGGGUGCUGAUUGGGCAUAUCUUAAAGAAAAUGAACAAACAGACUUUCCCAGAGCACUGCAGCUUGUGCAAAGAGAUCCUGCCGUUCACAGAUCGCAAGCAGGCAGUUUGCUCCAACGGACACAUUUGGCUCAGGUGCUUCCUUACCUAUCAAGCCUGCCAAAGCCUGGUGUACAGAAGAUGCUUGCUUCGUGACAGCAUCGCACGGAAUCCAACCCCAGAAGAUCCUGAUUGGAUCAAGAGGUUGCUGCAGGGGUCUUGCAGUUUUUGUGACUCUCCCGUUUUCUAAAGAACAAGAUUGAGAGCCUGAUGUAUUUUUUUCCAGCGCACAAAGCACCACUCUAACCCUGGAAACUGCCUGAAGGUGCAAACAUGUAAAUUACCCAGAAAGGAACUUUUUAGUAGAAGACAGUGAGCUGGACAUGCUUAGUGGUCCAGCAUCCCAUUUCAAACCUGAGAGGAAGCAGAAAAGCCUUCUGUUGGGAAAGCUUCAGCACAGACACUUUGGAAACAGCUCUGACUCAUCCCAGUUAAGCAUUGGUACUUGACUCCUUUCUUUUCUUGGCAAGUAGGGUCUGGAAUUGGAGAAAUACACCGGUGCUGACUCCACACCACCCUCCAGCCCACUUCAUUUGGCCAUAGGAUGCUUUUCUUGCAAAGGUGGAAUCCCAGCAGUGGGGGAUACCACUGCUGCUGCUGCUACUUCUACUACUACUACUUCAUAGGUCAGCAGGAUUUGAGCCUACUUUUACUCUUUCAUUCAUUUUCAAACAAAUGUUUAAAACUGUGCCAGAGACAAUUAAAUUUUUAGAAAUAACAUGCAGGUUUAAGAAUAUUUUUUUAAAUGUCCUGCAUGCCCAUUACAUGAGGGUGAAAAUCCUGACCAUUUCACACCUACAGAAGUUGGCAAUCAAGUCAGUGGCUUCUUAUAGGAAACAUUAAUCCGCCUGUGCCAAAUGUGGAAUGGUAAGUUUUAAAAGGCUAAUCAAGUUAUUUCACCAAUGGAGCAUGUCAUACUAAAAGCAUCAGCAUUUUUGAUCAAACUCUUCUUGCCAGUGAAUUUGUUCCCCCUUGCUCAGUUCCCCCUUCUAAUCGCAUAAUCCCCUCCCAAAUUUUUGCCAGUGCCUUUUUUUUUAAAAGCAACAGUUUUGCUUGCCAGGAAAUCUUCUUCUUCCUCCCAUUAUAGAUGGAUACAUUAUUUGUAGAUGUUGGCUUCAGCAGUCAAUAUGUUAGAAAUUGCAACCAGGCAAAUGUCUAACUAUCCCACCAGAGUUCUGCGGUCAUUCACUCUUGUCUUAUGAAAUGAAGCUAUCCAGCUAUAAAAACAUUUGCAGCUUGCUGUGGCAGAAUCUACAGCUGGAUCCCUCCCACAGGAGGUGGUGAUGGCAACCAACUUGCAGAGCUUUAAAAGAGGAUUAGACAAAUGGAUAAGGCUGUGUUCUCCCUCUGUUGAAGGCAGUGUGCCUCUGAAUACCAGUGGUUGGAAACCGCAGGGAAGGGGAGACAGAGGUGCCAGCUUCUGAAGGCGUGUGUCGUGGUACAUGACGUCACAAUGUCGGAGGAGCUGGGGGCAGAGCCGAACGUGGCAGCAGUGGAGUGGCAGCCCAGCUUCAAUGGCUGUAUCUCCUGCUGCUGCUGCUGCUGCUGCUGCUGCUGCUGGUACUGCUACUGCUACUGCUGCUGCCACCGCCAGAGUCUGUUUCCCUGCUCCUUCCACUCCAUGACUGGAGGAGAAGGAGGAGAAGCCAGCUACUGAAGCCACGCCACACUCGGCCGCCUCUGCUGCUCGGCUCCUAGGAGAUGGUACCCUUGAGGGGAGAGUAUUCUUGUACUCAGGUCCUGUUUAUGGGCAUCCCAGAAGGGGCAUCUGGUUGCCACUGUGAGAACAGGAUGCUGGACUAGAUGGGUCAUUGGCCUCAUCCAGCAGGGCUCUUAUUAUGUUCUUACAAGAUGCAGCAGAAUAAAUCAGAGGUCCUCAGAACUACUUCAGACUGUGGAGUAGGGAGCACAUUUGUAGCACUUCUUUCUGUAAAUAAUCAAGUCACCAGUAAAAAGUUCCUGCAGGUUAAAAUCAAGUACAGUGGUGCCUCGCUAGACGAAUUUAAUUCAUUCCACGGGUCUAUUCUUAUAACGAAAAAUUUGUCUAGCGAAUCCCAUAGGAAUGCAUUGAAUUUUUUUGUAUUCUGCUGCAUAUGUAGGCUAAGCCCUCUGAGGACAUGCCCUUCAUAGGAGUGAGCAGGAGUUCUCUAGGACUCCGUUCAUAGGCUGUAGGUACAUUUUUUAGUUGUUUGCUGUCCUUGGCCAAAAUACUGCACUUUAAAAGGUGGAGGUCAAUUUGGAUUGAUCAACCAGUUCAUGGAAAUAGGAAUUUAUUGGCAGGGUGAGCCAAAAGGGAUCAUAAAAUGAUGUUGGUUAUGUUAAUAAUUUUGUGCUUUGGGGCUGAUGUUUUUAGUGCCUCUGAUGACUUUGUUCUAAUGCUUUCUCCUGAAGCUAUCUACUGCUCUCCUUAUACUUUCCAAGAAGGUAUUUCACUCUGUGGGUAUGAAAGAUCCAUGUAAGUGGGUCAAGAUGAUUGUCCUCACUCCACAACCCCAUGAAGGUCUCCUCUAGAUUAAAAGGAUAUUGAAUAGAACAGUGAUUUCAGUCUAGAGAGUCACUACAAAUCAGUGUAGACAACACUAGGCUCAAUAGGUUGAUGGCGAAGUGAUCUACUUUUUGUUUUUUCAUUCUGGAGAUGAGUAGACCUGCUGGAGGAGGCAGUGCUAUUUCCCAACGAUUACUCCACACCCACACCCACACCCACACCCAGCUCUGCCUGUUGGAGCCCAUUCUCAGCCUAUUGAGAGGACCUAAAUAGUACACAUUAGGCAGUAUGCUGGGUUAAUUGGAUUAAAACAGUGGAAAAGGCUAAUUAAAUAUUGAACAAUGUAUUCUUGCUAUGGUAAGCUGAACAAGAGAGUGGAGUGUAUGGAGCUGAAUUCUCAUCAAUCAGCACUACUGAAUAACUCCACAAACUGCUGUAAUAGAUUUGGUGUUGUGUGUGGGGUUAUAUGCGGGCAAAAUACAGCACCUGUACUUCUACUAGAUGGACUUCAAUUCUUUCCUUUAUCGACUUUCUACUUCCUUCCAAAGGUAAAUGCCCAGUAUCUUUCGUUGCAGAGAGAUUUAACAAUGGGAGGAACCCACUGAACCCUCAGAAGCACAUGAGAACUGAGUUCAGACUCAGUUCCGUUUUUCAACUGUCUUAACUGUGACAAAACUUUUCAAGGGGGCUGACUCAAGCCCAUGGCAGUUGAAGGGGCCAAUUUCUGAUGAAGGAACAUUGUAGAAUCAAAAUGGGGGAGCACCAGUUUGCUGCUAACUUAGCAACUUAGCAAAGUCUUCUGUCUUGUGACUUAUUUCUGAAUGCAGCCCUCCUAACCAAAUGACUCCCACUUCUGCUGUGUGUUUGUGUGUGUUUAAAAAAAACCCCACACACUGAAUGUAGGAGGAGUUUAUCCAUCCCACUUUAGUUUUAUAUAUAUAUAUAAAUAAUUUUUAUUAAAGAUUUUCCUCAUUUACAAAAGCACAUGCAUUGUCUCUUUCUUCAGGUUGUGUUUUCUACAGAUCAGUUACAUUUGUUUUGAGACAAAUGUGUUAUAUGCAGUAUAGGGUUGGGAAGAAAAGAGGAAGAUGGGAAAGGGUGGGAUGGUAAAGCUUAUGUUCUUUUACUUAGUGUAUGUGCCAGGGUUUUGUGUUAGUGCCACUUGGGUAGGUUCUCUUUCUAUUUAUUCACUUUGGACAUGACUGCUCUAGGGCAAGUGUGACUAACUUGUGGACCUCAAGAGGUUGGAUUCCCAACUCCCAUCAGCCCCACUCAGCUUGGCCAGUGGUCAGGGGCAAUGAGAAUUGGAGUCCAGCAGCAACAUGGAGGGCCAGUGGUUUGCCACUCCUUCUCCAGGAGUAUCUCUGACUGAUCUAACCUUUAAUCUUAGAAUGGGUUUCCUGUUUUCUUUAUAGCUACAUUCAAAAGCUUGAAUAGAUUUCUUCUGACUCAUACACCCCAUUUGAAACAGGUGAAUACAGAACUUUGUGCCUAUUGAAUUAAUAUCAGUGUGGCUGUGCCAGUACUUUCUCUGAACACUGGUUGUUGGCCCGAGAUUUAAUGAAGGCCAGCACAGCUUGAAUGUCUAGACAAAGUCAGGCUGCUCUUCCUUAAAGAACUGAGUUUCUUGCAAGAAUUAGGGCAGAUAUUUCUGAAAGGCAAUAUGGAGUUCAUAAACCUGCCCAGUCACAUUGGGGUGGGGAGUUUUAGUCACAGAGGUGACUCUUAUGUUGUAUUCAGCUCCAAAAAAUAGUAAAUUCUCAACAGUAGCUUAACAUUUGAUCACCUUUAUUAAAGGACAGGGGGAUGGGGAAUGCUUCAUUGUUAUUUUUAUGAAGUAGAAACCAGUGCCUGCCAGUCUGGUGGAUAGCGUGGGUCUGGAAAUAGGGCUUCUGUCUGCCAAGGAUGCUGUCACACAAGGAUGGCAAGGGCCACAUUCACUCAGUGGGUGCAACCACUCCUCUCUCCUCUUUUCUCUUGUGCUUUUCCUCCCCUCUCUGCAAGGUUUCUGGGGAACAACAACACAGGUCACUCUUGCCAGUAAUCUGCACUCUUUUCAAGGGCGGUGCAUGAAAUUAGAGUAAGGGAUGCAAGUUGCCUAUGCAUAGAACCAUGGAAAGGUAGAGUUGGAAGGGACCCCAAGUUUCAUCUAGUCCAACCUCCUGCAUGCAGGGAUCUCAACUAAAGCAUUUGUGACAGAUGGCUCUCCAAUCUAUGCUUAAAAAGCUCCAAUAAAGGUUGGAGUGUGAGACCUAAAAUUGGGGUGAAGUGCAACUUUGUCUUUACUGCAGGUUCUCCCCAAAGCAAAGAUUUGCUUUUCUCCAUGGGUGUGAAUGGCACCAGAGACUUGUGAGGGAGCCUUAAUCUGGUCCCAGCCCCUGGUGGUCCCAUUAAAGUGCCAACCUGAAGUUCAUUUAGAAUCAGAAUUGUAGAAUUGUUGGAAGGGACUGUGAGAGUCUUCUAGUCCAGCCCCCUGUGAUACAGAAAUCUCAACUAGAUCAUACAAAUCUCCAGGGAAGGAGAGUCCACUACCUGCCGAGCAGUCUGUUCCACUGCUGAAGUUCUUCCUGAUGUUUAGUCAGAAUCUCCUUUCUUGUAACUUGAAUCCAUUGGUUCAGGUCCUACUCUCUGAAGCAGGAGAAAACAAGUUUGCUCUGCAAUCCAUGUGACAGCCUUAUAGGUAUUUGAAAAUAGCUACCAUAUCUCCACUCAGUCUCCUCUUUCCAGGCUAAACAUACUCAACUUCCUCAACCGUUCUUCAUAAGGCUUGCUUUCCAGACCCUUGAUCAUCUUGGUUGCCCUUCUCUGUACACGUUAAAUUAUGGUGCGCAGAAUUGGGCACAGUAUUCCAAGUGUGGUUUGACCAAGGCAGAAUGGAGUGGGGCUAUUACUUCCCUUGAUCUGGACACUAUACUUCUAUUGAUGCAGCCACAAUGAGCUUAUGAUCAUUGCCCAGUCCAGCCCAACCCACCCCAAAUUCGUAACAUAAAGAUCAAUACUGUAUAUAGUCAGUAUUUUUUAAUUAAUUAAUUACCAUUACUGGGAGUCAGAGCAUGUAAAAAAUAAGGAAGUAAAACAAGCAUAAAUAAUGUUACCAGAGGUUACUCGUUGAUGAGAAGGGGUGCUCUCUGCACAUGCCCACAUCCUUUAUUUCUGAAGCUUGCAGUUCCUAAUUAGAUUUUUCACACUAUACCCCACAGGCUUCUUUACAACUCCCAGGUCCUUUUUGACCCUCUUUCAACUGCUUAUUCAGCCACUGCACAGUCCCAUUUACCAUGUUUGUGAAUAUUGAAAUAUUGACCACUUUGGGAGAUCCUGCUAUAGUGGGACAGAGCAAUCUUGGGAACUACCCAUUACUGAUACAGUUAACCCUUAACAACAUGUUUCAUAUGGCAAAGGAACAGUUCCUUCUGUUUCAAGGCACUUCAUGCAAGUUUUUGCCAGAGAAGGUGGUGGGGUCUCUGCAAUACAGAAAUAACUCUUGAAGGAAUCCUUCACCCCAAAACACUAUAUCCCUUCAACCCCUCCUUGGUGGUAUGUGGGAUGCUGGGUCUGAUGACACUGCAAGAUGGAGCCAGAAGAGAAAAUGUUUUCUGUGUUGCUGUUCUGCGGAAAUGGGGUGAGGAGGAACAUUAGCCACCCCUCGCAAUAUCGGUCCCCAAUAAAAGUGGGCUGAGAUUUCCUUUUUAAUUAGAUUUCUGGUUGGAAAAGCUCACCUCCUUUUCUGGCCCUGUGUUACAAAAGUUAAAUAGCACAGCCAGAGGUCUGACAAACCAAACCAUCAAUUCUGAGGAGAAAAGCCAUAAAAAAAUCAUAGUCAUUUGUAAAGACAUUAAUUAUCCACCCGCUCAGCAUAAAUAUAAAAUAUGUGUUAUGUCUGUGCGUUGUUUAUUUCUUAAAAUGCUAUGGUGCAAUAAGGGAGUCUGAUUAAGGGUUCAUUCCUUAACCCAGUUAGGGCUUUUGCAUCUUGGCUUUUAAACAAAAAACAAAAUCAAUGUGUUGGAGAGAAGAAAUGUUAAUCAACUAGCUGGUUCUUGUGUUACCAAGCUGACCGCAUUAAGCCUAUGUUAUGAAAAUGCUCUGGUUCCCUUGAGGACGGUACAUUACUGUGAAUAUUAAUGCUGUAUAUAUGGUUGACUUCUUUUGUAAAUGUGAAACAGAAUCUGGAGAAUGUGUUUUGUAUACUGCAACAGUAGCACUGUUAACACGAAUCACUUUCUAAAUACUGUAAAGAAACACACAACUUGUGUAUUGUGUUUAAAUAGGUGCCUUGGCAAAGUGAAGGAGACAUUGGAUUCUUGGCCGAUAAAGCAUUAUGCUGAUUUCUUGACCAAUUUGGAUUGCUUUAAAAGAGAACUGGACAAAUUCAAGGAGGAGAAGGCUAUCAAUGUCUGCUAGCCAUGAUGGCUAUGAUCUACCUGCAUGGUUGGGGGCGUUAAAGCUUCUGAAUACUGGUUUCUGGAAACCUCAGGCGGGGAGAAUGCUAUUGCAAUCAGGUCCUGCUUGUGGGUUUCCCACAGGCAUCUAGCUGGUCACUGUGAGAAUAGUAUGCUGGAUUAGAUAGAACACUGCCCUGACCCAUCAGUUUUUCUUAUGUUAUGACAAUCAGCCCAACAGAAGAGACAACAAGCAUGACUAUUUGUUACUUCCAUCCUAUGUGCAGUAGCCAUGAGUAAGCUAGGGAUUGAAGAGACGGAGGAUUCUGAAGGGGCUCCCAGAGCCAAAGCAGAGAAAGCUGGAGGGGACAGUAGCACUUCCGGCCACCUUUCUCUGUGCUUUAUUCUCCUUUCAGCUGCUACAUAGAGGUCCUUCUUGCUUUUCAGCAUGCAAAAAUGCCAUCAAGCCCCAAAUUUUGAAUUAAGUUGUAACCCUGGUAGCAAGGACUCCAGGAAAACCAGACAAAUAAGAGUCUUACUAAGAUGAAAGCAGUACAGUGGUACAUCGGGUUACAAACACUUCAGGUUACAGACUCUGCUAACCCAGAAAUAGUACCUCGGGUUAAGAAGUACUAAGGUUAAGAAGUUGCUUCAGGAUGAGAACAGAAAUCGUGCUCCGGCGGCGCGGUGGCGGCAGGAGGCCCCAUUAGCUAAAGUGGUGCUUCAGGUUAAGAACAGUUUCAGGUUAAGAACGGACCUUUGGAAUGAAUUAAGUUCUUAACCAGAGGUACCACUGUACUUUUAUGGCCACUUUUAAGAACCAGAGGAAGAAUGUUUAAGGACUGAACACUCAGCCUCACCCCAUCAGUAUCUAUUGAUGGCCCCAUCCAUGUAUAGGCCUUAUUCCAUCCCUGUUAAAUGACUUGCUCGAGUCAUUGCAUGGCUUGGUCAAGCGGAGAUUCUUCCCUGACCUGGCAUGUAAGCCACCAGGAGGUGUGAAGUAACAUUGGUGUGGUGUGAACACACUGGCCAAGCCAAUCUGGUUCAAUCUGGUGACUGAACCUCGUGCACAGCGUGACUGGGGAGGUAUGUGCAGGACUGGGUGUUGCCCUUUGCACACUGAGCCUAGGCAGUUUUGGUAUCGUGAUGGUUUGUGCUGUGAGCAUAUUGGAUAUUGUCACAGGACUAGACAUGAGUAACCAUUGUUGUCUUGCUUUUCAAGGGAAGUCCUUGACAUAGCUAAUCCUCUAUUGAAAGCCUUUUUCUCCUCCCCACUCUCUUCAGCAGGAAUUCCCACCAGAAUUAUGGGACAUGAUUGCAAGGGGUAAUAAAUUCCACGGCUGCAGGUUCCCGUGAGCCCAAAACUCUCGCCCACACAGAGGAGUCUGCCUGCCGCAUCUCUGAAUGACUUUGCUCGGGCCUUGCCCCUGCCGCAUAAAGGAUUCUGCUAUGUCUCUGCCUUGGGCAUGAUGAGAUCAGUUAAGCUCUUGUAAUGCAGGCAUGUAAGCAAAUUGGCUGCCUCUUCAGCCUCUGCCUGGGGCCAUUCUGUUUGGCAUUCCUCUAUGCAGUCAGGAGGCACACUCACAAACAGUGAUGUGUUUUUGCACAGGGCAAAAACAGGUUGCCUCCUUCUGAAGUCAGAUUAUUUCUUACCCUUUUUUUUGUGCAUGGCAUGUGGUUCCAGUUCCAAAUCAGACAGGAAGAUGUAUCCCUGCUAGCAGAAUCUGGGAAACAUUUCUCUUGAGAAUGUAGCAAAUUGGUGGAUGGGACAAGAGUUGCAUGUUUUAGGUGCCACACAAACAUCCAAGGACUAGUUGUUGUCACCUGAUGCACUCCUAGCUUGCUUGCUUGCUUGCGCUCUCCUUGCCAAAUGUUUAUUUGGCUGGAAUCAGAUGCUAAUCAAAUCCAGCCCAGCUCCCAAAUUGGUUUUGAAGCAUCGUCUUCCAAUUAUAAAAGUAAUUCCUCCUCUCACCCGCUGAACCUUUUGUAGCAUUAACGGGGCCUCUUACUAUGCAAAGUGGAUGCAAAGGCCUCUUUCGUUUCCCCAGUAAUUAAAUGAAUGUCAAUUGUUUUAGUCGUUUCUGAGGGAGAGUCCUACAAGAGUAUUAGCAUGUUCUGCUAACCCAGACGGCCUGCACUCCAGGCCUGGCGGAAGCCCUUGGGGGGUUGACCACUGACCCGAGAACUCUCUGGGCGGACACACUGGCUGCAUCUCAAUGAGCCGGCCUCAUUCGGUUUCUCUGCGACUGGCUGAGCGGAACUAAUAUUGCCGACGCAUAUAGAUGAAAGAAUGGGGGGAGUAGCUUUAUGGCUAAAUUAAUUAAGCAGAUGUACCUGUCUAAUUAAAGAGCCACUGUCCCCUUUGUACCCUCACUUGCACGGCAAACAGUAUUUAAAUGCGCGGCCGAGCCGUUUCGCCUAUCAAUAUUUAGUAGGAACACUCUGAUGGAGGUGAUAUUAGCAAGAUGUACUCUCCAUUUAUUAUUAAUAGCCGCCAUUCCAAUUUAUGCACGGGAGCGGCAGUAUAGCUUUACAAGCACUGGGCCAGGGCCUGGGGUGGAAAGGAGGCAGCUGCUGAGGUAAGCAGUGACACAUCCCACCGGCAAGGGGAAACCCUUCAGAAAUGCCCCAGGGUUGAGCCACUGCAGCCCUUUCACAAGUGCCUGCUGACGUCAUGCUGCUGGGCUCCAGCAAUCCAAAGGUUGCCCUUGGCCUGAUGUCACAGCCAGAAGCAAGAGGUGAGCAGGGGCUAGGGGGCCAUGGGGAUUGCUAGGUGACACCCCCCACACCCACACCCGUUGGGCUGGAGAGGACAAGGAAAGAAACCCUUGUUUACUGCUGAUCUGGAGUCUUGCCUCCUGGUCGAAGAUUGCAACCACGUCCACAGCAAAAUGGCAAAGGGGGGGGG